This is a messenger RNA of Lineus longissimus, 2377 nucleotides long. Its product is annotated as acetylcholinesterase collagenic tail peptide-like. Bases 605 to 1996 code for a protein of 463 amino acids. NCBI's taxonomy places the organism in Eukaryota, Metazoa, Nemertea, Pilidiophora, Heteronemertea, Lineidae. The record is from RefSeq and is a predicted model, not a curated record. The transcript has 10 exons.
AACCAUUAUAUUGCCCUGUACCAACACGGGUGUUGAGAAGCAGAAUUAAUACUUUGCAUGGUAGCAAGUGAAUCGUAAGAGAAUUUUUGGAAAUUAUCGUAUUCUCACGGCAUACAUCGCGAUGGUGAUCAAGAUGUGACAGAUAUUAAAACUUUACAGCGAAGCUGUUACACUUGGGGAGUAUAAAUAUUCAAAGAUAACCAGCUUGGAUACUCUUUAGUGAACCAUUACAUGAAUGCAUUCUCACUCGGAGAGUAACUUGGAAGAUAACUACUCGAUAGUGAACCACUACACAUGGAUGCAGUACACUUGGGGAGUAAAUAUGGAAGAUAACCACUAUAUAGUGAACCACUAUACAUUGAUGCAUUGACUCUUUGGGAGUAAAGCAAAAAUACUCACUCUUCAGUGCAUGUGGAUGCAUUGAAAAUUAAAAAUUGUGUGUAAAUACGGAAAUAUAACAGCUGACAUGUGGAUGGCAAUGGUGGUUUAUUUUCAAUUUUGAGGAAACGUAGAAGGUUUCAUACUGCACGUGGAGUAACUUAUCAUUUUUCCGUUCGGAAAGACUUAAUCUGCACUACAGCGAGGAUUUUUGAAUUGGGUAGCCAUGGAUUCCUGUCUGCGAAUUUUUUACUUCGCUCUUUACGCUAUCAUGGCUGGACAUCUUGAAGGCAUGCGGAUGCGUCGACCAGAAGUUCCAGAGAGACCACACAACGGUGAGGACGACCAAUAUGGUUAUCUCGAUAGUAAGUACGAUAUUGAAUCCCAAUACACAUUGAAAGUGACAAACACAGAGAACAACGAGGUGGUCUUCUUUCCAGCGCCCCCUAGGCCACCACCGACACCGCCCAAUGUUAGGAUGGAUGACGUCAUCAUAGAUCUCAUUCUCAAACAGAUGUCAACGGGUGAGUUGUCCGGGGAGCAGGCUUUGUCGAAUAUCACCAUCGGGACGGCUGGGCCUGUCCCCACAGCGUCCAAAAAUAUCGAGUGGAUUUAUCCAAAAGGCUUCGGUCCAAAUAACCGCCCAAUUAAGGGACAGCGGCAGAGACCAGACCAACGCCUGAAUCGCGGACAAAGAUUACCUGGCGGAGGCCUGACGAGGGCAGACAAGGGGACCGAUGACAAUACCAAGGGAAACCGAGGCAGGAAAGGUGAUAGGGAGAAGGGUGGCAGGGGUAAUGCCGGUGACAGGGGUAAGGGAGGCGACAGAAGUGAUGCUGAUGCUGAGGAUGGGAAUGAAGAAGGAAGUGGUGGACCAUCGAGGAGAUGCAAAUGUAAGAGAGGGCAUAGAGGGCGAAGAGGCCCCCAAGGUCUUAAAGGCGACCCUGGCAAGAUUGGCCCUAGAGGGCCCAAAGGUGAUCACGGUUUGCCUGGCUUGCCCGGAUCUCAGGGACCUCCAGGACCGACGUCGUUCAUUGUGGAGGGUGGUCAGUCAGCUGGAUCGCUCAUACCCGGGCCAACAGGACCGCCAGGACGACCCGGGCCAUUCGGACCUAAGGGUGAACGAGGAUCUUCUGGCAUGCCUGGGUCGAAGGGGGAAGUGGGCCCAGCAGGGCCGCCGGGGCCUCCAGGUGGCGUCGGACAGAAAGGCAAACGGGGGAGGGAUGGCAUACCCGGGUUGGUUGUCUUUCCGAGUGAGGCCAGUAUGAUGGCCGAGAAAAUCGAGGGUCUGCUGGUAUACAGAUCAGACGUGCAGCAGCUGUAUCUGCGGGAUAAAACAACUUGGAGACUCCUCAAGGUCUCACGCUGUGGCGACGGCGUCAUAGAUGCACAUGAUGGUGAGGAAUGUGAUGACGGAAAUGACAUCAUAUCCGACGGAUGUGCAGACUGCUACCUAGCGUAUUGUGGCGAUGGCCUUGUCUACAAGGGCAUAGAAGAGUGUGAUGGGAACGAUUUCUUCGGAGCUACGUGCAGCACCUACCGGCCAGGAUAUGUUGGAGAGUUGGGGUGUUCAAGGGAUUGCACGAUAGACUAUAGCAACUGCCGCCAAGGAGGUUAAAAGCCGGACUCCUCUCUUUUCUCUCGAAUUUUGAGAGCACAAUGUAUACACUAAAUAUCGGGUAGAUAAGAAAACGCGCCGAACUUCAGGGGUUGAUAAUUUCUUCUUCAUUUUUUGUACUCUAGUGAAAUUUAUUCCAUGUAUAGAUCUGCUAUUUCUGUGCUUAUUCUGAAAUUGUGGUAUCAUUUGAAGCCACAUGCGACAAUCUUAAGCAACUAUUUAAAAAACCCGAAAAUAUUAGUUUCAACAGCAGGUUUAUUUUUGAACAUUCUUUGAAUAAAUUGCAUUUAUUAUGCUGACACUGCAUACAAGGAAUGAUAACGAUAUUAGUAUACACUUCUGCUGUACAUCUUUUGGUUUUAUUCGGGGUGGCCCAGAAUU